This is a messenger RNA of Leptosia nina, 933 nucleotides long. The record is from the annotation of a GenBank genome assembly. NCBI's taxonomy places the organism in Eukaryota, Metazoa, Arthropoda, Insecta, Lepidoptera, Pieridae.
AUGAAGGGAAGAUCAAAGGAGAAUAACUUGAAAUUUCUCAAAGCCUUCGAGGAGUACUGCAAUGUGGCUUGCGAUCUAGCAUUUAAGCCUUGGUGUUAUAUCAUUGAUGCUGUCUUCAAACGAACUCACUAUUAUAAAAUAUUAACUAAAAAUAAGAUUAUAAUGUCCACCAUAGUAAAUGAGGUUAUCUCAUACAAACGCAACAUAAUUAAGCAAAAUAAAGAUACGAUUGAAUGUGACAAGUAUUCUGACAGCAAAUCUGAAAAAGAAUUUUCAAUAUUGGACAAUCUAUUGGAGGAUCAUGGUGACACGAUCACAGACCUGGAAUUGCUGGAGGAGAUCUUGGUUCUGGCUUUGGGCGGCACUGAUACCUCUUCUGUCACAGCAUGCUUCACUGCACUUCUGUUAGCGAGACAUCCUGAUAUACAAGAGAAAGUUUAUCAAGAGGUAAAAGAAGUACUUGGCGAUACAACAAGACCCAUACAUUAUGAUGAUUUACCGAAACUGAAGUAUUUGGAUGCCGUUUUAAAAGAGUCUGUACGACUUUAUCCACCUGCACCCAUUAUUGGAAGACUGGCUGAUAAAGACGUCACUUUACCUUCAGGAAAAAUUAUCCCAAAAGGAACAACGAUGGUCUUUAAUAUUUUGGGGCUGCAUCGUAAUCCAAAAUUCUGGGGCGAAGAUGUAGAGUUAUUUAAUCCAGAUCGUUUCUUGAAUGACCUGCCACAUCCCGCUGCGUACAUACCAUUCAGCUACGGGCCUAGAAACUGUAUAGGUUACAAAUACGGAAUGCUGUCUUUAAAAUCGUUGCUGGCAACUAUGGUUUCUCGCUACGAGUUUUUACCUUCACCAGUAAGCGAAACCUUUCGCUUAGAAUUCAAAGUUAUGCUCAAAGAGUACAAUAACUUCCAAAUCAGGUUAAGACAACGAUAG